Messenger RNA from Ectocarpus siliculosus, 384 nucleotides. The record is from the annotation of a GenBank genome assembly. NCBI's taxonomy places the organism in Eukaryota, Phaeophyceae, Ectocarpales, Ectocarpaceae.
AUGUGUGCGCUUUCUACAGACUACAGCCUCGAGGGGAGGUCAGUUUUGGGAAAGGUUGUCAGGGUCAUUGACGGAGACUCUUGCAAGGUUUCCAUUGCCGUAGAUGGUCACGCAUGGACAUUUCCAGUGCGCAUAUUCGAUAUCGACUCCCCGGAAGUCCGCACGAGCAACGAAAAGGAAAAAGCUCUCGGGUUGAAGGCAAAGGCCCGUGUCGAAGAGUUGGUGCUGGGCAAGAUCGUCGCACUGAAACUGGGAAAAUUUGACAAGUUCGGAAGGCUCCUCGGAAGUAUUGAAACAAGUGAUGGAGUCAAUGUAGGAGAUGACCUAAUAUCCAGAGGAUUGGCCGUCAAGUAUGGGGGGAAGAGGCACGCUUGGUUUUGUUGA